Helianthus annuus (common sunflower) is the source of this 1837-nucleotide messenger RNA. Its product is annotated as protein NRT1/ PTR FAMILY 2.7. Gene Ontology annotation, cellular component: plasma membrane. Bases 1 to 1716 code for a protein of 571 amino acids. Gene Ontology annotation, biological process: oligopeptide transport; transmembrane transport. Gene Ontology annotation, molecular function: transmembrane transporter activity. The record is from RefSeq and is a predicted model, not a curated record. NCBI's taxonomy places the organism in Eukaryota, Viridiplantae, Streptophyta, Magnoliopsida, Asterales, Asteraceae. The transcript has 4 exons.
AUGGAAUUCAAUCAGUUGCAGAAAGAUGUUAAAGAGGAAAAUGGCAGCCAGCAUAAGGCAACUGAAGGCAGAAACAAUAUCUUCAUCAAACAUAGUAAACGAGGAGGAUGGACUACCUUCCCCUUCAUAUUAGGAAGCAUGUUAACCUUAACACUGACAGCAGGAGGGUGGAUAGGAAACCUCAUUGUGUACCUUAUCACCAAGUACAACGUUAAGAGCAUCCAUGCCACUCAAGUCUUCAAUGUGGUGGUUGGCUGCAUGAGUCUCUUUCCUAUAGUUGGAGCUGUUCUCUCUGACUCCUUUUAUGGCUCUUUUGUUGUCAUCGCUCUGUUCUCUUUCGUGUCAUUACUGGGUAUCACACUUAUGACAUUAACAGCUUCAUUUCCAUCCUUAAGACCUCCACCAUGUACAAACAAGUUCCCAUGCGACUCUCCAUCAAAGCUUCAAUAUGGAGUUCUAUACACCAUUUUAGGGUUGGCUUGUAUUGGAAUUGGAGGCACACGUUACACCCUUGCUAGCAUGGGAGCUGAUCAGUUUGAGGAUUCUAAUAGUGUAGGAAUCUACUUCAAUUGGUAUUUUUUUGUGUUUUAUGCUGCUAAUGUGAUAAGCACCACUCUCAUAAUCUAUGUUCAAGAUAACGUGGGUUGGGCAGUAGGGUUUGGGAUAUGUGUCGUUUGCAACACAGUUGGUGUGAUCUUAUUCUUGUCCGGUAAAAACUUUUACCGAAAAAUCAAGCCUAAAGGAAGCCCUUUCACUAGUAUUGCUCGAGUUAUCAUUGCAGCAGUCAGAAAGAGGAAGGUUUCAUCAACAAACCAAGAGUAUAACUAUGAUAUCAAUGACAAAUCUACCAUAGUUCCAUCAGAUAGUUUCAGGUUCUUUAAUAAAGGGGCACUAAAGAUUGAAUCUGAUGGUUCAAAGACAAAAUCAUGGAGUCUAACUACUGUACAAGAAGUGGAAGACUUGAAAACCUUAAUUAAAAUAAUGCCAUUAUGGUCCUCUAGUAUUAUGUUGAGUGGCCUAGUUGGCAUGUUUAACAACUUCAUCAUUCUCCAAGCUCUAUCCAUGGAUAGACACCUUGGUGGUUCCAAUUUCAAAAUCCCUGCUUCUUCUUUCUUAUCUUUAGACACCCUAGCUACAAGCAUUACAAUUUGCCUCCUUGAUCGCUUGAUUUUUCCCAUGUGGCAAAAACUAACCGGUUGGUCUAUAACACCCCUCCAACGAAUAGGGCUUGGCCAUGUACUCAAUGUUGUUGGUUUGGUGACAGCUGCCGUAGUUGAGGUCCGAAGGCUACAUACGGCUAGAGACCACAAUCUGAUUGGGUUAAGCAUGGGUAUAGCCACCAUCGUACCCAUUUCAGCAUUAUGGCUUCUGGUUCCUUUAACAAUUAUGGGAAUAAGUCAGGCAUUUCUUUUUCCGGGACAAAUCUCUUUAUACUAUCAAGAAUUCCCAACAUCUUUGCGUAGUACGUCCACGGCUAUGAUAUCAUUGUUGGUUGCAGUGGGGUUUUAUUUGAGUACCGUGCUUACAGGUUUGAUUCAGAAAAGCACCUCAUGGUUGAAGGAUGACCUUAACAAUGGUAGGUUGGAUAUAGUGUAUUGGCUGUUAGCAGCAAUCGGUGUGGUGAAUUUUGGGUAUUUUCUUGUUUGUGCUAAGAUGUUUCGGCAUAAAUUGGACACACAAGAUCAAAAUGUGGACGAUGUUCCUGUUCUUGGGUAAAAUUUGUACUACAUGCCGAGUUGAAAAGUUAAAAAUGAAGAUUAAUAAAGUGGUUUUAAUGUAAAUCUACAACUUUGGAUACUCUAUUUAGAAUUCUAGCAGUUCGAUAAAUAGAAGACUU